CAAUCACCACCGGUUGCAUAUCAGCUCUGAAUCCGCGACGCAGUCUACUCUCACCACCUAAACUGCUACUCUCGCUCCGUCAACCGACCACCACCCUUCGCCAGGACCAACACUCGCUGUCCGCUUGGUUUACGCUUCACUGUACCUACCUAAUACCAGAAGCAUUAAUACAAAAGCAAUCACUCAGCCACUAUGCGUUACUCCAUCGCCCCAGUCGCCCUCGCGGCCCUCGCUGCUGCCAACCCAACGCCACAGGGCGUGACAGCGGCCAUCUCCCCGUCGACCUCUUCCCCAGCAGGAUGCAAGCCAGACUACUCCGGCACCUUCCAGAUCCAGGUCGUCAACGUUACUAGCACUGGGAAGCGUGAUGUUGAGAAGCGAGCUUCUGGUGCUCUCUACCUGACUCUCGCCGGCGGUAUCCUGAAGGACCAGGACGGUCGCACUGGAUACAUCGCUGCCAACCGUCAGUUCCAGUUCGACAAGCCAGCCCAGACUGGUGCCAUCUACACCGCCGGCUGGUCUGCCUGUGCCAACAACACUCUUGCUAUUGGUGGCGACGCUGUCUUCGCUCAGUGCCUCAGCGGUACCUUCUACAACCUGUACGACGAGGCCACCUCUGCUCAAUGCAGCCCAGUCUACAUUGAGAUCAUCAACGGUGGUUCUUCCACCGGAAGCGCCCCGGCAACUGCCGCCAGCGAACUCCCAGACGGUCAGAUCACGGCAACCCCAGUCGCCCCCGUACAUCAGAUCCCGGAUGGACAGAUCCAAGCAACUACCGGAUCGCCAGUUGGGCAAAUCAGCGACGGUCAAGUACAAGCCACGAGCCCAGUUGCGCCCGUUACACAAAUCACAGAUGGUCAAAUCCAAGCUCCAACUUCCAGACCAGUUUCCCCCGUAACGCAGAUCAGCGAUGGUCAAGUGCAAGCGCCCACAAACGGAUCAGCGAUCGCUACCGCCACUCCGACCGUUCAGCCAUACACCGGCGCUGCCGUCCUCCCAACUAUGCGUGCUGAGCUUUUCGGUCUUGCUGCCGGCGUCUUGGCUGUUGUCAUGCUCUAAGCAUGCCGCCAUACGGACACGGUCUCGACUCAUUUCCAACACACGACGCCUCGAUAGGCUCUUACGAUCCUUACGCUAUCACUACGGCGAUAGACAUGAAAAGACGUGCGAUUUACACGAAUUCAAUGUGCAUAUGAACAUUUACUGCAAUGAUUUGGGAGAACGGAACAAUGCCAAGAACGGAUUGACGUUCUUUGAUGGCAUGGGCAUGAAUCAUGGCAGAGUCAUGUACACUUAAUGUUUGCAAUGAGCUGCGGUGGCAGCGAGCUUGGAAAUGGAGGAUGGAAGGACUGCAUGAUAUCGCCCGGUUGUUUUUCUGCUUUGGCAUUGCAUAGCCCGGCGGUGUCUGAAUUGAUUGCAUGCGUAAUCAAUACCUGCAUUCCUUGUGCAUACUUAGCUAGCGAAUGAAAAGAAGUGACCGAAGCGAACCGCU
This is a messenger RNA of Pseudocercospora fijiensis CIRAD86, 1492 nucleotides long. RefSeq lists its product as uncharacterized. Gene Ontology annotation, molecular function: structural constituent of cell wall. The transcript is spliced from 9 exons. NCBI's taxonomy places the organism in Eukaryota, Fungi, Ascomycota, Dothideomycetes, Mycosphaerellales, Mycosphaerellaceae. The coding region runs from base 193 to 1059 and encodes 288 amino acids. Gene Ontology annotation, biological process: fungal-type cell wall organization. Gene Ontology annotation, cellular component: fungal-type cell wall. The record is from RefSeq and is a predicted model, not a curated record.